Molecule: messenger RNA, 1871 nt
Organism: Eubalaena glacialis (North Atlantic right whale)
Lineage: Eukaryota; Metazoa; Chordata; Mammalia; Artiodactyla; Balaenidae
Gene: PTAR1
Product: protein prenyltransferase alpha subunit repeat containing 1
Exons: 7
Coding region: 63-1352 (429 amino acids)
Biological process (GO): protein prenylation
Cellular component (GO): cytoplasm
Molecular function (GO): protein prenyltransferase activity
Source: RefSeq, a predicted model, not a curated record
CUCCCGCGGGUGGCUCGGCGCUCUCCCGGAGGCGCUCCCGAGCCGCCGCGGACGCCGCCAACAUGGCCGAGACGAGCGAGGAGGUGGCGGUGCUGGUGCAGCGGGUGGUGAAGGACAUCACCAACGCCUUCAGGAGGAACCCGCACAUAGAUGAAAUUGGCCUGAUCCCAUGUCCUGAAGCUAGGUAUAAUCGGAGUCCCAUAGUCCUGGUUGAAAACAAACUUGGCGUGGAGAGCUGGUGUGUCAAGUUCCUUUUACCGUAUGUCCACAACAAACUCCUUUUGUACAGAACAAGAAAGCAAUGGCUGAACAAAGAUGAACUGAUAGAUGUCACAUGCACCCUGCUACUUCUAAAUCCAGACUUUACCACUGCGUGGAACGUGAGAAAAGAGCUGAUCCUCUCUGGCACUUUAAAUCCAAUUAAGGACUUACAUCUGGGAAAACUGGCCUUAACUAAGUUUCCAAAGAGUCCAGAAACAUGGAUUCACAGGCGAUGGGUGCUACAACACCUAAUUCAGGAAACCUCCUUGCCUUCCUUUGUGACCAAAGGAAACUUGGGAAUAAUUCCUGCAGAAAGGACACAGCAACUAAUACGAGAAGAGAUGGAGGUCUGUGGUGAAGCAGCAGGGAGAUACCCAAGCAACUAUAAUGCCUGGUCCCAUCGCAUCUGGGUUUUACAGCACCUGGCCAAGCUAGAUGUCAAGAUUCUUCUUGAUGAACUAUCUUCUACUAAACACUGGGCGUCCCUGCAUGUUUCAGACCACAGUGGAUUUCACUACCGCCAGUUUUUAUUAAAGUCUUUGGUUAGCCAAACUGUGACAGAUGGUUCUACAUUGGAGCAAAAUACCUUGAGAAGUGAGCCAGCUAUAGUUCUUCCAAAAGAUGAAGAAGCAGUGGCUUCAGCAGAGGAAUCAAGGAUAAAUCUUCCCCAUCUUCUAGAAGAAGAAGUUGAAUUCAGCACUGAUCUUAUUGAUUCCUACCCAGGACAUGAAACCCUUUGGUGUCAUAGGCGGCAUGUAUUCUACCUUCAGCAUCACUUAAAUGGUAGGUUUCCUCACAGCGUGGUCCAGUUGUCACCUGUAGACAGCCCAGGGGGGACUUUGAGUGACUUGCACCUCAUCCCAGCAGGACCACACACAUCUCAGGCAAUGGAGGUGGAUGGACUCAGUGACUCUAGCAAGCAAGGCUAUUCCCAGGAAACCAAACGCCUGAAGCGGACCCCUGCUCCAGACUCCCUGGGCCUGGAAAUGGAGCACAGGUUCAUCGAUCAAGUAUUGUCCACCUGCCGGAACGUGGAGCAGGCCAGGUUUGCCACUGCAUACAGAAAAUGGCUGGUUACAUUGAGUCAAUGAAAGAGGUGGAUUAGUCCUGCAAGGUUCCCCUUUUAGUGCAAUAUUGCUUUCCUUUCUUAUUUACAUAGUUGCAUGAACUGUUUGCUAUUAUUGUCUAAUUAUAUGUGCUUCAUCUUUAGGUUAAAAGUCCACAGUAAACGUUUCAUUUUAUUUAUUUUGUUAAGAACUGGCAUUCCUUUGGGGAUAAAAUAAUUGUGUAGUUCCUUCCUGCUGAACAGUGAGUCUUAAUUUUUUUCUUUUAAACUUCUCAUCCUUUAUAUUCCUAUACUUGAGGCUUUUCUCAUUUGGUUCUCCAGAUUGGUUCACACACACCUCAACCCACCUCAGUGUGGUUGCUGCAUAGGCUAGUUUUUUUUUUUUUUUUAAUUAAAAAUUUAUGUUGUAGUUUAGCUUAAGAACAAUACAAAUUCAAAAUUACUUGAUCUGAUUGUUGUUUUGAGAAUCAAAUGGCCAGAUGGAUGGAUGUGUGAAAAUACACACCAUUUCUCUUUCUCUAGUAUGUUCUACUCAAGUCAUAGA